UGGCUCUCCGUUUACGUCGCUGUAUGUUGACGUGUUCUUUAGCUUCUUCCUCGUUAGCCACCUAGCAGUUAGCUGUCGGUCCUUGCGAGUGUGCGGUCCAAGAAAGAACUGACAGCUGGCUGGCUUCGCUGACAGUUUUAACCCGUGACCAUGGCGGCCGACUGGGAAGAGAUUCGCCGGCUCGCCGCUGAUUUCCAGAAAGCUCAGUUUGCAGACACCGUUCAAAGGUUGUCUGAGAGAAACUGCAUUGAAAUUAUUGCCAAACUGGUUCAAGACAAGAAGCUGGAUGUAGUGCACACACUCGAUGGAAAGGAGUACAUCACCCCGGCUCAGAUCACCAGGGAAAUCCGAGAUGAGCUCUAUGUUCAUGGAGGAAGAAUCAACAUUGUGGACCUCCAGCAGAUCCUCAAUGUGGAUUGGGUCCACAUUGAAAACAGAGCAAACGAUAUUGCAAAGUCUGACAGAGGGACUCAGCUUAUUCUGGGACAGCUGAUCGAUGCCACGUAUCUGGACCGUUUAGCUGAAGAGGUGAAUGACAAGCUGCAGGAGGCUGGUUUGAUCAGUAUUGCAGAAUUGUGUAAAAGUUACGACCUCCCAGGAGACUUCUUAACUGUGGAGUUGUCCAGGCGUCUCGGAAAGCUCAUCCAGGGAGAAAUGGACCAGUACAACAGAGGUGUCAUAUUUACCCCUGCAUUUGUCUCCCGUCACAAAGCCAGAAUACGAGGGCUCUUCAGUGCAGUCACAAGGCCGACGCCUGUCAGCAGCAUGAUGGGAAAGUUUGCUUUUCAGGAACAUCUUUUGUACUCUGUCUUGGAAGAGUUGGUGAACACUGGACGUCUGAAAGGAAGUGUGGUUGGUGGCCGACAGGACAAAGCAGUUUACAUCCCCGAUAUCUACGCCAAAACACAGAACGCCUGGGUGGACGCUUUCCUCCAGCAAAAUGGGUAUUUAGAGUUUGAUGCGUUAGUGAGACUCGGGAUCCCUGAUCCUUCCAGCUACAUUAAGAAGCGCUUUAAAUCCAACAAGCUGCUGUUCCUCAGAGGAGCAUGUGUUGGUCAGACUCUGGUGGACCAGGUGGAGGCUACUGUGGAGGAGGCUGUUAACUCGGCCACGUGGGCUGACCUUCAGCCCAUUCUGCCCACUUGCCUGUCGAUGGAGGACGUUGGGAUGCUCAUCAACCAGGCCAUGAGGAACACUAAUAUCCAGUCCUCUGCCAGGAUGAUUGGAGGCACCGCUGUAGUCAGUGAGAAGUUCAUCAGUAACUGUCUGUCUUUAUUUGACGAGGCCAUGCAGCAGAAGGCUCAAAAGGAGGUCAAGAACAAUCCGGUGUUUCUUGUUACUGAAGAGGAUCUGAAGCAAGCAUCCGUUAUGAUGGAGAGCUCAGGACUUUCCAAAAAGGAGAAGAGAGAAGCAGAGCGGAGGAAGAAGGCUGCAGAGGGCAGUGGAAGUGUGAAAGCAGGAGGAGGAGGAAACGCCCGAGAGAUCCGCAUUCGUAAAACCAAGAAGAAGGGGAGGAGAGACGAAGAAAGCGAUGACGAAACCGGACCUUCACAGCAAAAUCGCAGCAAACAGAUUGAAGCUCCAUUUAUGACCCAGGAGGAGAUAUUCUCAGUUUUAGAGGAGAGGGUGAGUGACUGCCCAGAAGAAAUCCUCUCUGAGCUGGCAGAGCAGUUAGUGAGGCCUCUGGCUAAAACCUAUCAGGAGGUGCUGCGGACGGUGUUCAUGUCAUCCACCAGCUCUCCGUCAGGGACCAAUAAGAAGAAGAGCAUGAAGGACCUCCAGGAGGAGAUCUCCAACCUGUACAGCAACGUCCGACUGUUUGAAAAAAGCACCAAGUUCUUCUCUGAUGAGACGCAGGUCAACAUCAUCAAGCAUGUCCUGAAGACUGUGUGUACCGACGUCACCAACAUCCUGGUCAACUUCUUGGCUGCUGACCUGAUGAUGUCCGUGGAGAAUGCCAGCACCAUCACCACCGAGGUCAGACUGAAGAUUUUGGGAAAACUGUCCGAGGAGACCAGAGGACCUCUGAUGAAGCUGCACAGCUCCCUGAACGGAAAAAUGCUUGAAGACUUUCUGUCAAACCUGGAGUCGUGUGCUGAAGUGUGUGGAUUCAUGCUGAAGAAGGGCGACAAGAAGAAGGAGAGACAGGCUCUGUUCCUGCACCGCCAGGCUCUCACCGAGCAGCUGAAGGACACGGAGGAUCCAGCUCUGGUCCUCCACCUGACCAGCGUGCUGCUGUUUCAGGCCAGCACCCACUGCAUGCUGCACGCCCCGGGCCGCUGCGUGCCUCAGGUCAUCGGCACGCUCACGGGCCGGAUACCCACAGAGCAGCAGCAGCUGCUGUCGUCCUAUCAGAGCCUGGUGGUGAAGCAGCUGGUGAGCCAGGGCAGGAAGCAGGAGGAGGCCGGGGAGCGGGACGAGGAGGCCCAGAGCGUCCGCUCACAGCUCACAGCCCUGACUCCUCGGGUGAAGGAGCUGGUGUUGUCCCAGAGGAGGACGUCUGUCAGUGAGGACUGAAUGUCACAUCACAGUCUUACAUGUUCAAAGUUUGGGAUAAUCCAUGUGAGAAUGAUUUUAAGUUAUUAAAGGAAAUUCCUUCGUGGGAUGUCAGAAUAUGCUUCCAGUUAAUUUUUGUAAUAAACUUUUACUGCAAAUAUUUAAAAGAAAUGAACUUUUCACAAGUUACGUCCUGCAGGAUGGACUGAAUUAACCCGACACAUUAACUCCGACACAGUAACACAUAUCUGACUCGGACUCUUGUGUAGUAACUUCACGUCUCAGCUUUCUGUACAGACCAGGAUUAAACAUACAGCCCUGGUAGUUGUGCGGAAAUACUUGAUUUAUUUUGAUUAUGUCAUGUCAGACAGGAGGCAGAGAAAAGAGGCCUCGUGAUGAAGAGCUUAAAAACAGAAUGGACACGAGGGAAUGUACAGUACAUGUAAUUUCAUACCUUCUAGAUGUGAAUAAACAGAAAUGAUUGGACUGAUGAGCCUGUGCUGCUUUCAAGGCCUCAUGGAGUUCCAUGAUUUAUCAGGUGACUGUAACUUCUUGUUUCAACACAUGGGGGCAGCAAAGACCAACAAACAGCUGCCCACUCCAUGCC
This is a messenger RNA of Melanotaenia boesemani (Boeseman's rainbowfish), 3103 nucleotides long. RefSeq names its product E3 UFM1-protein ligase 1-like. Lineage: Eukaryota; Metazoa; Chordata; Actinopteri; Atheriniformes; Melanotaeniidae. The record is from RefSeq and is a predicted model, not a curated record. Gene Ontology annotation, cellular component: endoplasmic reticulum membrane. The transcript is spliced from 19 exons. The coding region runs from base 151 to 2517 and encodes 788 amino acids. Gene Ontology annotation, molecular function: UFM1 ligase activity. Gene Ontology annotation, biological process: protein K69-linked ufmylation; response to endoplasmic reticulum stress; regulation of proteasomal ubiquitin-dependent protein catabolic process.